AUGAGGGAGCCACGACGCAGUCCGAGCAGGCAGCCGAUGACGGCGAGUCGCGGCCGGCAAUGGCGCCGCCGCCGGCCGAAGCUUGUCACAGAGCGCCUGACUACUGCUAGUAGUGAUGCGCGGUCGCUGAAGCCGACUACGGCUACCAGGGGACUACUCGCUGGGACGACGACGAGCUUCUCCGAGGACGAGGAGGACCUCCUCAUCAAGCUGCACGCUUUGCUCGGAAACCGCUGGUCCAUCAUCGCCGGGAGGCUGCCUGGGAGGACGGGCGAGGAGGUGGAGGCCCACUGGGGUUCGCCGGCGAUGAGGAGGCGCGCGGCCGGCGGCGCCGAUCCCGACAGCCAUCGUGUGCUACUGCAGGCUUUGCUAGCCUCGUCACAUGAUCAACCAACACAACCCGGCGAGCAUCUGCGGAGGGCGGUGCCAAACCAAGUACGCGACGAGCGCCCCGGUCGUCCUUACGACGACAGUGCAGUGUCGGACGCCGGAAGCCGCAGAGCCUGCGCAUCAUCGGACGCCGACAGCAGCUGGUUCCUCGCUGAACUGAACCUGGAGCUCACCCUGUCUACGCCGUGCAGUGCGUCUACUUAA
Molecule: messenger RNA, 594 nt
Organism: Triticum turgidum subsp. durum (durum wheat)
Lineage: Eukaryota; Viridiplantae; Streptophyta; Magnoliopsida; Poales; Poaceae
Source: the annotation of a GenBank genome assembly